GUAUUCUAACGUGCUGGAACCUACAACACUGCAUACGGUGUAUGCGGGACAUACUCUUGGGACACGCCCUCAUAUGUCAGCAGAUGGAAUUGUUACAGCAAGUGACGUGGUUCGGAUCAAUUUUCCUACAUUUCCACCGCUGCCAGCGUGGCAAAUCCACCUCGUCAGAACCAUCUCUCCUGACUUCCUUGGCCCCACCCCUAUCCACCUGGCAGAUCGAAUCAUCCUAGAGGCGUUCGUGCCCUCUGCUUUUCCGAGCGUGGCAAUAUCCACCACGUGUACCGUCAAGCCAGAAGAAAGUUGCAGUCGAGGCUUCUCAGCCACAGGCAAUAACGUUGUCUCCCCUGUGAACGAAACCGUCAGCAAAUCCGUCCGUUCUUCAGAAACUCCGUCAGCUUGUCCGUCAAUCCUUCAUUGAACUGGACAACCCUUCCGAAGGAAUUUGGUGCUCGAAGGCAAAACACAUUCUAGUUUCCCGCCUAUUAUCUUAUUGGGUGUCCCAUCCCGCUCUGAAGACCGUUAGGAGACCGCCUUUUGGUAACCGUUAAAAAGUUCAGCAAUGGCUGCCGUUCUUGCGGUCUCCGCCGGUGUUUCCACCGCUGUCGCCCUCAGGCGCAGCUCUUUCGUCCAGAAUGCCUCCCUGAAGUCCUCCUCCCUCUCCGUCAACAUCCGCAGCGUCCGUGCUGUCCGCAUUGUCGCCAUGGCCCAGCCUGAUGCCAAGGAGGCUGAGGAGAAGAAGGCUGCUCAGGAGGAGAAGCCCAAGGUAGAGGAGACUGCUGCCGCUGCUGAGAAGACGGAGGAGAAGAAAGACGUAUCGCAGGACCCUCUUGAUGUGUUCUGCGACGACAAUCCCUCUGCUGACGAGUGCAGGAUCUAUGAGGAUUAAGCUCUUCCGCUGAGUCGCUGCUUUGUUGCGCAUCCCCUGUCGCAGCAGGGGCGCAUUGAGUUAUGCAUAUCAAGGCGUUUGCACAUAGGCGGAUUGCUCUAGUGGAUACGUGCUUUGCCCUCUCGAGGAAUAUCCCUUGUCCAGUUUUCACUAAGUGGAUUAUUCCUUCUCAAAUUCCUCGGUUUCCUUGGUCAAUUGCGUGGUAGUUCUGGUACGGACUGAGUGCUUGUGAUUUUCCGCUGUGUUGUUUUGGAAGCAGGCUGUACUGGUACAGAUGGUCCCUUUCCCUAGGUGCGAAUAGGGCUAGCCAUAAAGAAAA
This is a messenger RNA of Closterium sp. NIES-67, 1205 nucleotides long. The record is from the annotation of a GenBank genome assembly. NCBI's taxonomy places the organism in Eukaryota, Viridiplantae, Streptophyta, Zygnematophyceae, Desmidiales, Closteriaceae.